AUGUCUUCCAAGCAAGCCACCGUUACUACCCAACCCUUCGCUCACCCUGAGCCGCAACAUAUUAGCACUUCGCAUGAGCUCAGCAACGACGGCGCUACUCCUACCACCUCAUGGACGCGCAGCCCAGGCCUCCACGCUCGCCACGUAGCUCGCAAGCUUACGACACGCCAUGCAUGGCUUGGCGACUAUCAGUUUGGCGCUCUCUGCCUGCCGCGCCUCUUGCCUUGGAAGCCCGACUCGAAGCUCAACGGUGGUGCGGCUGAAUCUCCUUUCUACGGCGUCCAUGACGAGCUUCCGAUCGCAGUAGCAGCGAUCUGCGGCCUUCAACAUGCGCUUGCCAUGCUCGGAGGCCUCAUCACCCCUCCAAUGAUUAUCGCGUCCUCGCUCAGCUUGUCUGCCGAAACGUCGGCCUACCUCAUCUCUGCCAGUCUCAUCACCUCAGGAUUGAUUUCUGCCGUUCAGCAAUCUGCUAUUCCUCUUCCUUUCAUGGGUGGACGACAGCUCGGUACUGGCUUGCUUAGCGUAGUCGGCACGAGCUUUACCACGCUCUCCGUCACAAGUAGUGUCUUCACCAACCUAUACGCUGAGGGCGUAUGUCCUCUUAACCCAGAUGGCAGUCGAGCCGCUUGUCCGGAUGCGUACGGCUACCUGCUUGGAACCGCAGCAGUGUGUGCUUUGCUCGAGAUUGCACUUUCCUUCCUCCCCGUCAAGGUGCUCAAACGAAUGUGGCCUCCGCUGAUCACGGGAACCCUUGUCUUCUUCGUCGGCAUUAAAUUGAUUGGUGAAUCCGCCAUCCCCUCGUUUGGUGGUGGCUCCUCAUGCCACGGAACCACCAAACUCUGCUCCGGCACUGAUCACCGAGCUUACCUCUGGGGUGAUGCGCACUACCUCGGUCUCGGUCUCCUCGCUUUCUUGACGGUCGUGGUCACAGAAAUUUUUGGCAGUCCUGCGAUGCGUAACGCUUCAAUAGCCAUCGGACUUUUGUUCCCGCUCGUGGUAGCAGGCCCACUAGGAUACAUGUCUUCGGCACCCAUCGAAUCGGCACGUCCCAUCACGUUUCUCUGGGUGGAAACGUUUCAACUUCGAGUCUAUGGUCCCGCCGUUUUACCGCUCCUGGCGGUCUACAUCUCGCUCAUGAUGGAAUGCAUUGGUGAUGUCACGGCAACGUCAGAAGUGAGUCGCGUCGAGGUGGAUGGAGUUGCCUACGAUCGACGUAUCAGCGGUGGUGUACUGGUCGACGGUCUUGCUGGCAUCUUCAGUGCGCUGUUCACCGUGCCACCUCUCUCGGUUUUUGCGCAGAACAACGGUGUCAUCGCUAUCACCAAAUGCGCCAAUAUUCAAGCUGGUCGAUGGUGCAGUUUCUGGCUCAUCCUGUUUGGCAUCAUCGGUAAACUAGCUGGUUGCGUACGAGCCAUCCCACAACCCGUCCUCGGCGGCGUGCUGCUGAUUCUCUUUGGCUCGAUCGCUGUAUCAGGCAUCAAGAUUUUGCAAUGUGUCACCUUUACGCGAAGGAACCGUUUCAUCCUGGCGCUCAGCUUUGGAUUUGGCUUCGGUACCUUGUUGGUACACGACCUAUUUAGCAAUCUCUUCACUUACAAGGGUGGUAACAAGGCGCUCUCGGGUUUCUUGGACAGCAUCAUCAUUGUCAUUUCGACGCCAUUCUUGAUCAGUGCCGUCGUGGGCAUGAUUGCCAACGGGAUCCUGCCGAUGGACGAGGAGGACAGGCAGCUGCAGCGUGCACGAGAAUCGCCGCAGCUGGCACCCAAUUCCGCCUCUGACGAGAAGCUUCCUGCCUGA
This is a messenger RNA of Mycosarcoma maydis (corn smut), 1797 nucleotides long. Its product is annotated as putative purine permease. The coding region runs from base 1 to 1797 and encodes 598 amino acids. The record is from RefSeq and is a predicted model, not a curated record. Lineage: Eukaryota; Fungi; Basidiomycota; Ustilaginomycetes; Ustilaginales. Gene Ontology annotation, molecular function: xanthine transmembrane transporter activity. Gene Ontology annotation, cellular component: membrane; fungal-type vacuole. The transcript has a single exon. Gene Ontology annotation, biological process: xanthine transport; transmembrane transport.